Aspergillus affinis is the source of this 1257-nucleotide messenger RNA. RefSeq lists its product as uncharacterized. Lineage: Eukaryota; Fungi; Ascomycota; Eurotiomycetes; Eurotiales; Aspergillaceae. The transcript has a single exon. The record is from RefSeq and is a predicted model, not a curated record. The coding region runs from base 1 to 1257 and encodes 418 amino acids.
AUGGCCCCUUCUAUUAAAGCCGUCCUCAUUGCUCUCCUGUCGAUUGCCCUCGGUCUCUACAAAGUUUAUAUUCACGAUGCGGUGGAGCUCUUCCAAGGCGUUGAGAGGAUCAUCCAACCUCUCGAGGAUUUCCCUGAUUAUCAGUGUCGCCGAAUGCGACACCCACUCUUAGAGGGCUGCGAGGAUGUCUGGUUUGAUCCUCGCGGCCGUAAGCUUUAUGCCGCUUGCGCCAACCCACUGGCUCGCAUAGCCUGGUGUCCAGCUGCGAACAGCUAUGAUCUCCAGAAGCGGGCAGCAGGCGGUGGUGGAAUCAACCAUAUAACAGUGCUGGAUGUCGAUCAGCCAGGAGCUGAUGGCUUAUAUGGUGUGCGAGCAUUGAAAUUCCGCGACAGCGAAGGCAACAUUCAGGAGCUGGAUAUGCAUGGUUUUGACGCCCGCGUGAUUGACAAGAGCCAACGGUUGCGGUUCUGGCUGAUCAACCACCGGCCACCGCUGAAUGCAUCGACCGGAAGACCACUGCUAGAUGCAACCAAGUUCGGGGCUAAUUCGACAGUCGAUGUGUACGACCUUGAACUGCCUCACGGAACUCAACUAACCCAUGUCAAGACUAUUGUGAGCCCGACGAUCAUCUCACCGAACAACCUUGUCGUCAUCAAUGACGAUGAAGAUAGAGGAGACUUUCUGCUCACCAAUGAUCAUAGCACCAAAGUCGGCCCUUUCCGUGACAGCGAGAUAAGCGGAAAUAUCGCCUAUUGCCGCACUGAUACGGGAAAUUGUCAUUUUGUCGCCACAGAGAACUUCUCCGCGCCCAAUGGCAUCACAAGAGACCCAUCAUCAGGCCUCAUUUACGUCGCGCAAUCAGCCCGGGGUGUCGUUACCAUUCAUCGGCUGGUGGACUACAAGCAGCUCGUCCAGACUGACGAAAUAUCAUUAUCUAUGGCAAUUGACAAUUUGUCGAUAGAUACCGAUGGGAACAUCUUUGCUGCUACUAUACCUGAUCUUCAACAAUUCCUUCGGGCUUUCCAUGAUCCUUACGACACGGAUUCACCCUCGACGGUCAUGAUGAUCAGAAAGAGAAGCAAUAAUAAAGAGGCGUCUUUGAUGAAAGGAGAACAUGACGUUAUCAAACUUGUGGAGGAUAAGGAGGCACGGGUCCUGCCGACUACGACGAGCGCAGUAUAUGACCCUGUUUCAGGCCAACUAUUCCUUGGGGCUUUGUCCUCGCCUUUCAUGGUGGUUUGCAAGAAGCAGAAAUGA